Molecule: messenger RNA, 874 nt
Organism: Rhododendron vialii
Lineage: Eukaryota; Viridiplantae; Streptophyta; Magnoliopsida; Ericales; Ericaceae
Product: protein TIFY 9-like
Exons: 6
Coding region: 94-618 (174 amino acids)
Biological process (GO): regulation of defense response; response to wounding; regulation of jasmonic acid mediated signaling pathway
Cellular component (GO): nucleus
Source: RefSeq, a predicted model, not a curated record
CCUUGGGCCUCUCCCAUUUAUAUAUUCUCAUUUCCCUCCCUUCCACAAUCCAUCGUCGAGAUCAGCUGUAGAACUCGACCGAUUUUCUUCCAAAUGGAGAGGAGCCCCUCUGUUGAACGUCUACCCAGUAAGCUCUUUGAUCGCAGAAGAAGCUUUCGAGAUAUUCAGGGCGUCAUUUCGAAGAUGAACCCCGAGCUCCUGAAAUCCGUGAUAGGAUCUGUUGAACUUAAGUCAAAUGACGGAAAAUUUUCCGAAAAUGGCGACGCAUUGGCCCUGGCCUUGAAUCCGUUGACUCUGAAACAUCAUGAGAGUGUCUUUCCUCCUGCCUUUGGGGGAAAUACUUGUGGUUUGGGAAGCUUGACCACUGAAACCACUCCUUUGACGAUUUUCUAUAACGGAACAGUCGCCGUUUACGAGGUUCCUCGGCCCAGGGCAGAGAAUAUUUUGAAACUUGCAGUGUCUUCCCGUAAUGGCAAUCUACCAAUCGCUCGUAGAAAGUCGCUGCAGAGGUUUCUGGAGAAGCGCAAAGAGAGGCUAAACUUGGCAUCGCGUAAUGGUUGCCCGGCGGACGGCACCAAGUUAUCGGUCCAGAAAUCAACCAGAUACUGCAGACUUUGAAAAAAAAGGGAGAGGAUCGACAUAUGGAAAAACUGGAGAAGACUAGUUCAAUCUGUAGGGAAGGCUUACUUUGUUUACUUAACGCCCUUACUAGUAGCAGUUUUCAGCAGUGGUACUCUAUAGUACCAAUUAGAAGAAGUAGGAGAUGUCUGUCAAUGGCAAAUGGAAUCGAUCCUUUCCUUCUUUGCGAUUUAUGUUGUUUAAUGUUGUCUAGACUUUAAAGGCUUCAUUGUAUCUAUAGUAAUAUUUGCUUUAA